Molecule: messenger RNA, 580 nt
Organism: Corythoichthys intestinalis (scribbled pipefish)
Lineage: Eukaryota; Metazoa; Chordata; Actinopteri; Syngnathiformes; Syngnathidae
Product: histone H3-like
Exons: 1
Coding region: 27-437 (136 amino acids)
Cellular component (GO): nucleosome
Molecular function (GO): structural constituent of chromatin; DNA binding; protein heterodimerization activity
Source: RefSeq, a predicted model, not a curated record
AAACGGUUACCUUGUGAAGACGAAGAAUGGCAAGAACCAAGCAAACCGCCCGUAAGUCCACCGGAGGAAAAGCUCCAAGGAAGCAGCUUGCAACAAAGGCUGCUCGCAAAAGUGCUCCUGCCACCGGCGGGGUCAAGAAACCUCACCGUUACAGGCCCGGCACAGUGGCUCUUCGUGAGAUCCGCCGCUACCAGAAGUCUACCGAGCUUCUCAUCCGCAAGUUGCCCUUCCAACGUCUUGUUAGGGAGAUCGCCCAGGACUUCAAAACCGACCUUCGCUUCCAGAGCUCCGCCGUUAUGGCUCUGCAGGAAUCCAGCGAGGCUUACCUCGUCGGCCUGUUUGAGGACACGAAUCUGUGUGCCAUCCACGCCAAGAGGGUGACCAUCAUGCCCAAAGACAUCCAACUGGCUCGCCGCAUCCGCGGGGAGAGGGCUUAGAUCUUCAGUCACUACAACCACAACAACGGCUCUUUUAAGAGCCAAAACUUACCACUAAAGUUAGCAUUCCUCAAUAUGUUAAGUAAUUGAUUCAUAUCAUGUAACUAGCAAACUACCUUAGCGUAAUUAUACAUUAAAAUGUA